GAUUUGUCGAUUUAAUUAGAACGAAUUUUUCAUUUAUUCUUAAUAAAAAAUUCUGAUAAAUAAGUUAAAUGAUAAUUUAUUGCAAAAUAUUUACUUCUACUUGGUCAAGUCAUCACCAUGACUCUUGAUUCUCUGUACUUUAUAUAACUUUCGUACCAAGAUGGAAUGACAGAAAAGACUGUAAGAUUAUUACGUAAUUUUAUUUGCAAAAUGCUAAUUGAAUUAAGAAAAUUGUUACAGUAGAACAAGUGCAUGAACGACAUUCUGACUAUACAGUUCUCAGAACAACAAGCAAGAGACUUACAAAAAAAAAAAUUGACAUCAAUGGUGAUUAAAAUAAUUAUCAUUGGAGCUGGAGCUGGUGGUACAGCAGCAGCUGCACGACUCAGUAAAAAAGGAUUUAAAGUUAAAGUUUAUGAAAAAAAUUCUUAUAAUGGUGGAAGAUGUUCAUUGAUUAAUUACAAUGGUCAUCGGUUUGAUCAAGGACCAUCACUCUAUUUAAUGCCAAAAAUAUUUGAAGAAACAUUUCAAGAUUUAGAUGAAAAUAUACAUGAUCAUAUAGAAUUAUUAAAAUGUACAACAAAUUAUAAUUUGUAUUUUCAUGAUGGAGAAAAAAUUCAAUUAUCCACUGAUAUAUCUGAAUUAUUUAAAUGUGUAGAAAAAUAUGAAAAAAAUGGAGAAUUGGCAAUCAAUAAUUUAUUAAAAUUUUUAAAAGAAUCUCAUGUUCAUUAUAGAAGGGGUAUUAAACUUGCAUUGAAAACAGAUUUUCAACAUUGGUAUAAUUUAUUUAAUCCUAAACAUUUGCUAGAUCUUAUAGAGGUACAAUUUUGGGAUACAGUUUACAAUAGAAUUUGUAAAUAUUUUAAAAGUGAACACUUGCGAAAAGCUUUUACAUUUCAAACCAUGUACUUGGGAAUGUCACCACAUGAUGGAUUUGCUCCGUAUAAUUUAUUACAAUAUACAGAAUUGGCUGAGGGAAUAUGGUAUCCAAAAGGUGGAUUUAAUAAGGUACUACAAAGUCUUGAAAAUAUUGCAAAAAAGCAUGGAGCCGAGUUUAAUUACAACAGUGAUGUCAAGGAAAUAAUUAUCGAUGACGAUGGUGUUGCCAAAGGAAUAAAAUUACAAAAUGGUAAUAUAAUAAAUAGUGAUAUUGUCAUUUGCAAUGCUGAUCUUGUUUAUGCAUAUAAUAAAUUAUUGCCAAAUACACCAUAUGCUGAUGAACUUGGCAAACAAAAAUUGACAUCAUCAUCAAUAUCAUUCUACUGGUCAAUGAAAAAAAUAAUACCACAAUUAAACAUGCAUAAUAUAUUUGUAGCUGAAAAAUAUAAAGAAAGUUUUGAUCAAAUAUUUAAAGAUCAUAAAUUGCCAGAUGAGCCAUCAUUUUAUGUUAAUGUCCCAAGUCGUCUUGAUCCAACAGCAGCUCCAGAAGGCAAAGAUAGUAUUGUGAUUCUGGUACCAGUUGGUCAUUUAACAAAUAAUCCAAAUAUUAAUUUUGAUGAUGUAGUCAAUACAGCUAGACAACAAGUUAUUGAAAUAAUGGAAAAACGAUUAAAAAUAACAAAUCUACGAAGUCUCAUUGAACAUGAAAUUGUUAAUGAUCCUAGAACUUGGCAAAGUGAAUUUAAUUUGUGGAAAGGUUCAAUACUUGGAUUGUCACAUAUACCAUUUCAAAUGCUAUGGUUUAGACCUAGUUUAAAAUGUAAAAUAUUUGAUAAUUUAUAUUUCGUUGGUGCAUCAGCACAGCCUGGAACUGGUGUACCAUUAGUUUUAUGUGGUGCAAAAUUACUUGAAAAACAAUUAUGUGAUAGGUUUUAUCCGAGUAAAAAAAUUAUAAUUCAAAGAAACAAUUUAAUUAUGUUGUUGUUUAGUAUUGCUUUAAUUUUGUUAAUUCAAUUUUUAUUUAUUAUUUAAAAACAAUUAUAUUUUUAUUUUCAUAAUGUUACAUUCAUUAUUUAAUUGUAUAUGUAUAAAAAUAUAUAUGAAAUUAUAAACCUUUGUUUAAUAAUUGAAUUUUAUUUUUAUCAAAAGUCAAGCUAAUAAUUAAUCAUUUUUUUUUACUAAAUUUUUUGUUGUAACCGAAGACAUAAUAUACUCUGAUGUUGCAAAUGCUAUUAACAUUUGUCGAAUAAAGUUCCAGCUAAUACUAAACUUAUGUGGAAAUUGUUUUUCAUAUACAAUCAUCAUAUCACGAGCUUUAUCACAACACGUUGACGCCAAGACAAUUAUUGUAUUUGUUACAAAAAAAAAUAAUGCCUCUUCAAUGGGUAGUGCAUCAAUGACAAAUAUAUUUAAACUUGUUGCUUCGGUAAUAUGCCAAAUAUUAUCUUUCAAUCCAAUUUGAUCAACACGCCAUAAAUACAAAGUUGGAACAAUAAUACCAAUUAAUGAUGAUGAAAUUUUUUUAACAAAAAAAUUACCAGCACCAUACCACAUAAAAGCAAGUACUGGACAUGACCACCAUAAUAUACAUCCAAGAUAAAAUGUAUGUUGACCUGGUACAGCAAGUUUGUAUCCAAUGAUUGUGAUGAUGCCCAUCAAUAAUAUUGGUAUCCAUCUAAUUAGCUGAUAACUUUUUUUACUGUAAUUAAAAUUAAAACCAGGUGUUGUUAAUCUUGUACACAAUAAUGACCAGAGUAUGGUCAUGAUACACUGUAUAACAAAAAACAUAUAUUCUUCAAUUGGAACCCAGCCAAUAAGAGCCAACACUCUAUCAGGUGGAUAUGUCCAUGCUCCAUUAUAAAUAACAUAUGUAUCCCAUGGUGUUGUAUAUAUAACAGCAAUAAUACUAAUAAGUAUUAUUUUCAAUAGUUCCAAUUUAUCUAUUGAUCGACAUGUUAUUAAUGCCAAAAUAACAACAACUGGCAGAGUAUACGUCAAGUGAAUAUCCAAAUAGGUCAACAUUUAGAAGCUGAAAUAAAUUAAAAUAAUUUUAAAACAACACAUAAUAAGCUUAAAAUAAUAAUUUAAUUAAAAAACUCUUAUAAAACUAAAGGCUAACCUUAUUUUAGCUUGAGUUUAUUCACAGCAGCAGCUUGCUAAAAUAAUGCAGUUGCAAUGAACUAUAAUCUUACUUCUAACUGACUCAAAUCAGUAAUUUUUUUUUUUUUUUUUUCUUCAUAUAUUAUUAUCAUAUUUUGCUGACGUUUAUACGUUCUCAUUUAUCGUUGCAUAACUAUAAAAAUGUCAAUGAAUUUGAUGGAAGUACAUCAGGGGCUUCCUUACAUUUUUUUUUUAUAUAUUUUAUUAUAAAAAUUUUUUAUUUAACUUGUAAUUAAUCAACAAGGUAGAACUUAACAACAGAAAAAUUAAUAGACAAUAUUGUAGAUUUUUAUUAUCAUGCAAAAAGCAGUUGUAUUAUUUUGCAAAUUUAAAUUAUU
Molecule: messenger RNA, 3377 nt
Organism: Aphidius gifuensis
Lineage: Eukaryota; Metazoa; Arthropoda; Insecta; Hymenoptera; Braconidae
Product: phytoene desaturase-like
Exons: 3
Coding region: 253-1911 (552 amino acids)
Biological process (GO): carotenoid biosynthetic process
Molecular function (GO): oxidoreductase activity
Source: RefSeq, a predicted model, not a curated record